Molecule: messenger RNA, 2923 nt
Organism: Styela clava
Lineage: Eukaryota; Metazoa; Chordata; Ascidiacea; Stolidobranchia; Styelidae
Source: RefSeq, a predicted model, not a curated record
AAGAACGUGGAAAAUCACGUUUUGUCUUGGAUUCUGAAAAGUUGAAGUCAUCUUUCGACUAAAGUCAACGAUGAGAAUUCUUCUUUUACUCGGUCUGGCGUUAACUGUUGCAGGGAAGGAAUGCUUCGAGCCAAUGACUGUUUUACCUCAUGGUGAGGUGACUUGCACUUCUUACGAUGGCGCUGUCGGGUCCUCGUGUGAAUUAAGAUGCACGGAUGAUAAAUACGAGCUUGUGCGUCCUAUGAAUUCGAUUGUUACAUGCUUGCCAACUGGAGAAUGGGACAAGAAAUUUCCAUGCUGUCAAAAGUGCGACAAAGCCGCUGAUAUUGUGAUUGUUGUCGAUUCUUCUGGUUCAAUCACGAGAACCGACUACGGAAAAAUGAAGCACUUCAUAGCAAACGUUAUUGGAUCUUUUGAAGACGACAAGGUUCAAUUCUCAGCUGUCCGAUUUGCAACAAAUGUGGACACCAGAAACAAAAUACUGUUUGGAGAGUAUGGCAUAUCUGACAUGGUGGAAAAGGUCGAGCUACUUCCAGGUCCAGGAGGAAAAACUGCUCUUGGAGCUGCUCUCACCUACACAAGGACGGCAAUGCUGAGACACCACAACAGAGACAAAGUGCCCGACAUGGUCUGGGUAAUAACGGAUGGAGACGCGACAGAUUCAGUCAAGAAAGCGGCAAGAUUACUCAGAAAACAAAAAGUUGAGAUCAUCGCACUUGGAAUCAAACAGCCUGGAGAACCGUUAUCCAUUAAACAACUAGAAGAAAUAACUGGCAACCCUGAUAACGUCAUCGAAGUCAAAGGAAUGGAAUCGCUCAAAGAGGAAUUGAGAGGCCGAAUCGUUGGGAAAAUCUGUAAAUUCUCAUGUCCUCAUUAUCCACCAACUACGCCACCGCCACCACCCAAAUGUGAUCCUAACCCACCCCCACCGCCGACUGGAGGUUCUGUAAAUUGCGAUAGCGAUACCGCAGACAUUGGAACGAAAUGUGACUUCGUUUGCAAACCAGACUCUCAGCUCGAAGGACCCGAGGACGCAGUCUGUGAAGAAGAUGGAAAGGGAGGUGCAAGAUGGAGCCAAGAAGCCAAGAAAUGUGUCAAAAAAUGCAAAAAGCCUCCUCCGCCAAACUACGGUACCGUAAAAUGCAGUAACUUGGACAACAAACUAAUCGUCGGUUCAUCUUGCACAUUCAAAUGCAACGAAGGAUAUCAAGUAGUUGGGAAAACAGAAACCGAGUGCGAAAGGGACGGAACAUGGUCAGAAAAGGCACCAAAAUGCGAACCUCUUUGCAAGCCACACCCACCACCAGGACCAAUCAAUGGCGAAGUUGAAUGCAACAACGAAAAGGCAAUAGUCGGAACUCGUUGUGAUUUCGCUUGUAAGGUUGGAUACUCGCUCCAGGGAUCAGAGAAAACAAUCUGCAAGAAAAUUUCCAAUGAAAAAGCUGAAUGGAGCCAUAAGGCACCAAUAUGUACCAAAAAAUGCAAAAAGCCAGAUCCUCCAACCUAUGGUACCAUCAAAUGUGACGAUAAAUUAAUCGUGGGAUCAAAAUGCGAGUUUAAAUGUGAAGAAGGAUACGAAAUGGUUGGAAAACCAAAGACGAUUUGCGAAAAAGCUGGAACGUGGAGUGAAAAAGAACCAAAAUGCAUACCAAAAUGCACGCCACACCCCCCACCGAAACCAGAAGAUGGAUUUGUUGAUUGCGAUAACGUCGUUGCAACCGCCGGAACAAUCUGUCAAUACAAAUGUAAGAGUGGACAUAAGCUAAUUGGCUCAGAGAAUACAGUCUGUGAAGAAACAGCCAGAGGUGUCGUAGAAUGGAGCCACAAGGCACCAACGUGCAAAAAAACUUGCGAAAAACCUGAAACAAUAGACCACGGUACAGUCAAAUGCGACAAACCGGACAAAUCAUUAAUUGAAGGAGCCGUUUGCGACUUCGAAUGCGACGAUGGUUUUAAUAUGAAAGGACAGAAAAAUGCGAUAUGUAAGGCUGAUGGAACAUGGAGUGCUAAGCCCCCAACUUGUGAAGAACCAAAAGAAUGCGAGAAAUGGAAUGAAUUUGAGAACGGAAAGAUGACUUGCAAACCAAAGACAAAAUUCGUUGAAGGAACCAGAUGCGAUUUUAAAUGCGACGAUGGCUACGUUAUGAUUCCAGGAUGGAAAAAUUACACAAUGUGCAACGCUAGUGUAGUCAGUACUGAAGUCGGUUUAAAGACAGAGUUACAUUGGACAAACCAAUUACCGUGCUGCGGAAAAGUGACGUGUGACAAAGAUGCCAAAAUGGAUCUCGUAAUCGUCAUGGAUUCUUCGGGAUCAAUUAACCCACUCGGAAAAAACGGUCCCGACUAUUAUUCGAAAAUGAAGAACUUCCUUGUCGAUUUGAUUGAUGGCUUCAAGGGAGAUGGAUUCCAUUUUGGUGUUGUAAGAUUCAACACUGUGGUUGUAAAAGAAGACACAAUUUUACUCGAUAAAUAUAUUGGAAACAAAGCAGGGAUUAAGAAAGCUAUCCUAGGUUUCGAUGGACCUGGCGGAAAAACAGCCACUGCAGCGGCUAUUAAAUACGUCCGCAAGGAGGUUUUGCCAAGCGGAAGAGAAGGUGUUUCAGACGCAAUUCUAGUGGUGACUGAUGGAGCAGCCACUGACGUUAAGGAUCUUCCGGCGGAGAUAAAAGCCAUUAGAGAUGGAGGAGUUGAUACUUUCGCACUUGCGAUUGGCCCGAAAGUUGGUGAAACAGUUGACAUAAUCGCUGGAACUGAUGACAAUAAGAUAAUAAUCAGUGAUAUGGAGGGUCUUACAAAAGAAUUGAUAGAUAAAGUCCUUAGCAAGUUCUGCUCUAAUACAUGUGAAGGAAAGUAGACGAAGACUGGUGACGGACUUUGGGUUUCCCACGAAAAUCCAUCAUUAAUAUUAUGCUUAUAGACUUGG